GGUUCUGAAUGCAGCAGCGCGGGCUCUCCUGUAACCGCCGCGCCCGGAGCUUCUCCCGAGCCCGCGUCGCCGUCGAGGGCUGUUAACCUCGCAACACCCCUCCCCAAGCAAUCAACAAACGAACGCGCGGGCACGCUGUGAUGGCCGCCGCCGCCGCCGCCGCUGUGAAUGGGAGCCUAGACGUGCAUGAGAGGAAGGCGCAGAGGAGCUACUGGGAGGAGCACUCUGGGGAGCUCACCCUCGAGGCCAUGAUGCUUGACUCCCGAGCCGCCGAACUCGACAAGGAGGAGCGCCCCGAGGUUCUGUCUUUACUUCCUUCUUAUGAAGGAAAAUCUGUACUGGAACUGGGAGCCGGAAUAGGUCGCUUUACUGGUGAACUGGCUAAGACAUCUGGGCAUGUUUUUGCAGUGGAUUUCAUUGAAAGUGCCAUUAAAAAGAAUGAAAGUACAAAUGGUCACUACGACAACACAUCAUUUAUGUGUGCUGAUGUUACAUCCCCGAACCUGAUGAUUGAAGCAAACUCCAUUGAUCUGAUAUUUUCAAACUGGUUGCUGAUGUAUCUUUCAGAUGAGGAGAUUGACAAGUUGGUAGAAAGAAUGGUAAAAUGGCUGAAGGUCGGUGGCUAUAUCUUCUUUAGGGAAUCUUGCUUCCAUCAAUCUGGAGAUUUAGAAAGGAAAGUUAACCCGACACACUAUCGAGAACCAAGGUUUUAUACCAAAGUAUUUAAAGAGUGCCAAACCUUUAAUCAGGAUGGCACUUCCUUCAAACUUUCUCUGGUUACUUUCAAAUGCAUUGGAGCUUAUGUAAACAUCAAGAAAGAUCAAAACCAGAUAUGUUGGUUAUGGCAAAAAGUAAAUUCAUUAGAAGAUGGGGGAUUUCAAAGUUUUUUAGACAAUGUGCAGUACAAAGCCACUGGAAUAUUGCGCUAUGAACGUAUCUUUGGAGAUGGUUACGUGAGCACUGGUGGAGUUGAGACUACAAAAGAAUUUGUGGAUAAACUGGAUCUUAAGCCUGGACAGAAGGUGCUUGAUGUUGGUUGUGGAAUUGGGGGAGGUGAUUUUUACAUGGCUGAGAAGUAUGGUACCCAUGUUGUUGGUAUUGACCUUUCCAUUAACAUGAUAUUGUUUGCCCUUGAGCGUUCCAUUGGGCGUAAGUGCUCAGUUGAGUUUGAAGUCGCUGAUUGCACCACUAAGACGUACCCAGACCACAUGUUUGAUGUCAUCUACAGCCGUGACACUAUCCUUCAUAUACAAGAUAAACCCUCCUUGUUCAAAAGUUUCUUCAAAUGGCUAAAACCUGGGGGAAAGGUCCUAAUCAGUGACUACUGCAAGAGUCCUGGGAAACCAUCAGAAGAGUUUGCAGCAUACAUUAAGCAGAGGGGUUAUGAUCUCCAUGAUGUAGAGGCUUAUGGACAGAUGCUCAAGAAUGCUGGUUUCAGUCAUGUCAUUGCUGAAGACCGAACUGACCAGUUCCUCAGUGUUUUACAGAAGGAGCUAGAUAAAUUUGAGAAGAACAAAGAUGAUUUCCUGUCCGAGUUUGCCCAGGGGGAUUACGAUGAUAUCGUGAAUGGAUGGAAAGCAAAACUGCAGAGGACCUCUGCUCGUGAGCAGAGGUGGGGGCUGUUCGUCGCCACCAAGUGAACGGUGAUGCCCAUGUGGCCUUACAAAUAAAAUGGCUUUCGCAGUUCACCGAUGGGAUUGACUUCAUAGCGUGAUUUUGCAUUAUUGAACUCUGAGAGCCUAUCCUAUUUCUUUGUGCUUUGGGACUGGUUUAACUUUACGGUCCUGUGAUCGCACUGAAACAUAGAGCGUGCUGUACUGAUGCCACCUUUCUGUGGAAGUGUAAUAAGCUCCACGCAUGGCUCGGCAUGCGGCUACAUGGAUGAUAUAUGCACAUGAAAUUUGGUAUUUCCAAAAGGAUUUUAAAAAUGAUUUUGCAUC
Messenger RNA from Sorghum bicolor (sorghum), 1940 nucleotides. RefSeq names its product phosphoethanolamine N-methyltransferase 1. Gene Ontology annotation, molecular function: phosphoethanolamine N-methyltransferase activity. Bases 141 to 1640 code for a protein of 499 amino acids. The transcript has 12 exons. The record is from RefSeq and is a predicted model, not a curated record. Gene Ontology annotation, biological process: phosphatidylcholine biosynthetic process. NCBI's taxonomy places the organism in Eukaryota, Viridiplantae, Streptophyta, Magnoliopsida, Poales, Poaceae.